AUGCCGGCGGUGUCAGCGGGCGCGAAACUUUCGCGGGCGGGGCGCGGCCGCCAUUGUUGGCGGCCGCGGCGGGUUAAUUCCGAAAGAAGCGAGGCGCAGGUGCACGAACGCCCCGCAUUAAUUCGAGCCGUCCCGACUAAUACCUACAUAUGGCCGCGUCACGGGGCGGUAGAAUUUGCAGGCGCGUCUGCCGCACGACCCGCGGCGCGGAUUAUGACGUCUCGCUGCGACAAUCCGAAUCCGCACGCGCUCGGAACGCGAACCGCGCAAUCCCACACCCGCCUU
Messenger RNA from Iphiclides podalirius (scarce swallowtail), 285 nucleotides. The record is from the annotation of a GenBank genome assembly. Lineage: Eukaryota; Metazoa; Arthropoda; Insecta; Lepidoptera; Papilionidae.